AUGAAGAAUACUACCUGUCACCUCCCCAAUGGCCUCACCUUUAACGUCUCACCCGUUUUUGGUGGGGUCACCUUCAAAUCCACCGAUUUCAACGUGCAGCAAAACUCCACCUUUCCUCCAGGCUGGACGAUCAUUAUCAACACGGAGAAAGCGCAUGUAGAUGGCUCAGAACAAGAUCAAGAUGAUCGGAUCACGCGAUUUACCACUCCAACCUUGAAUCGCGACUCUCUUUACAUCUCCUAUAUCGUCAACCCACCAUCCAGCGACUUCAAGCCCGUGACUUCGCCCACGCGCCAGAUCGCCAUGAUGCUCUGGGCCACGCUGUGGUGGUACUUCCACGAGCCCCAGCCAGACCUGCACGUCGAGACCGCUGCCUCAAGCAUGAACCCGCGCGACGGCCGACCAAAGGGCGAAUGGCGCAUCAACAUCAAACGCGAGGGAAUCUUCAAAGGCCGCAAUCUGUUACAGAAACUCGAGCGCAUGGGUCUCAUCGCUACCGAAGACUCCACAGUAGGACUGCAACCUGUCGAGACAAGAGACUGGACCAGCUGGACCAACAUGUUCGUCAGCCGACGGAGCUUCUGGCAGCUCGACCCUCGUUUGUUCCUCUUCACACUUACUCCACGGGGGGCUCCCUCCACACCAACCUUCCAGUCCCGCAGCGCAUCGCCCACUCGCGAUGGUCUCCCUAAUGUCGCGGCCCUCUCGCUGGCCCCAACAGAAGCUACCUUCCACACAGCUAACCUCGCCCCCUUCACCUCCGCGGGCCCUUUCACUUCCGGAAGCCACCUGCCAACCUACUACCCGCCCGCGCCGACGCAAUACACGUCCACGGAUGGAGUUCGGCAUCCCAUCCGCCCGAAACCGCCUCAUCAAGGCGAGGUCUUCUAUGUGCGCUACAUCCCCAGUUUGAAGCAGUAUCUCUCGUUCCGUGUGCCAUUCGUGCCGAUGGUCAAGGCCGACGGUAGUCGACCAGGCACACCAGUCAGCUCGGCAGUGACAGGCAUCGAGCAGCAUCUCACCGAGAAUAUUUGUUCGGAUGUGGACACAUUGCACCGAUGGAUGAAUGUUCCUCGUGUAGAGGCAAUGUGGGCAGAAGGGGGGCCUCGAGCUGCGCAAGAGAAAUUCCUCAUUGACAACUUGACGAGCCGGCACAAAUUCCCUGUCAUCGGGUGCUGGGAUGGUAAACCAUUUGGAUAUUUCGAGAUCUACUGGGUGAAGGAAGACCGAUUGGGCCGGUUGAUGGACCACGUGGGAAACUAUGAUCGCGGAAUCCAUUUGCUUGUUGGCGAGCAGGAAUUCCGCGGCGCGCACCGUGUCGCGGUAUGGUUGAGUGCAUUGGUCCAUCAUUGUUUCCUGUCGGAUAUGCGGACCGAGUCUGUUAUUCUGGAGCCGCGCGUCGAUAACAUCAAACUCAUUAAUUACCUCCAAGAAGCGGGCUUCUAUAAAGAAGGUGAGGUUAGCUUCCCGCACAAGCAAUCCGCCAUCAUGAGAAUCAAGCGCGAGUAUUGGGAAGCGCCGGCGAUUUAA
Molecule: messenger RNA, 1530 nt
Organism: Penicillium salamii
Lineage: Eukaryota; Fungi; Ascomycota; Eurotiomycetes; Eurotiales; Aspergillaceae
Source: the annotation of a GenBank genome assembly